Solanum verrucosum is the source of this 1453-nucleotide messenger RNA. RefSeq lists its product as uncharacterized. The transcript has 14 exons. Gene Ontology annotation, biological process: transmembrane transport. The record is from RefSeq and is a predicted model, not a curated record. The coding region runs from base 31 to 1353 and encodes 440 amino acids. Lineage: Eukaryota; Viridiplantae; Streptophyta; Magnoliopsida; Solanales; Solanaceae. Gene Ontology annotation, molecular function: transmembrane transporter activity.
UCUUUGUUUCAAUAUAAUAAUUUUGAAGAUAUGGAAAAUUUGUCUAAUAAUGGUCUAAGCCAUCUCUUCAUGACAGUAUUUCUCCAUUGUUUCUCUAUAUUCAUGGUGAUUCCAUCCAUUACUGAUAUUACUAUGUCAGCCAUUUGUCCUGGAAAAGAUGAAUGCUCCAUUGCUAUAUAUCUCACCGGAAUUCAACACACGAUAAUAGGUUUGGGAUCACUAAUUAUAAUGCCUGUGUUGGGGAAUCUAUCAGACACUCAUGGAAGAAAAGUAAUGCUCAUGCUCCCUUUGACCCUUUCUAUAUUCCCUCUAGUGAUAUUGGCAUACAGCAGGACAAAAUACUUCUUCUAUGCAUACUAUGUGCUAAAAACUCUGGUUGCUAUAGUUUGUGAAGGAAAUGUUCAUUGCCUUGCUCUUGCCUAUGUGGCUGAUGUUGUUCCAGAGAGUCGUCGCGCCUCUGUCUUUGGAGUCCUAUCAGGCAUUGCCUCCUCUGCUUUUGUCUGUGGAAAUCUCUCUACUCGCUUUCUCUCCACGGCUUCCACUUUCCAAGUUGCUGCAAUAGUGGCAAUAAUAGCUCUUGUAUACACAAGAAUGUUUCUUCCUGAGCCUUUGAUAAAAGACCAAAUUUCUACUAAAGGAAUUGAGACAAUUUGUCUAUUGGAAAAAGCUCCAAAGAAUAAAUUCCAAUUAUUCAAGACAUUGCCAUCUUUCAAUGAUGUGUUAUGUUUAUUAAGGAAUAGCUCUACAUUCUUACAUGCAGCUAUUGUUUCUUUCUUUGCCAAUGUUGCACAUGUUGGACUUGAUUCUUCUCUUCUUUAUUUCUUGAAGGCUCAGUUUCACUUCAACAAAAACCAAUUUGCUGAUUUGUUGAUAAUUUCUGGGAUUGCAGGAUCCAUAUCACAGCUUCUUUUGAUGCCCAUAUUAGUUCCUGCUCUUGGAGAGGAGAAAUUGCUCUCUGUUGGACUCUUUUUUAGUUGUGUUCAUAUAUUACUUUACAGCAUUGCUUGGUCUUCAUGGGUUCCUUAUGCUAGCGCUUUGAUCUCCGUUAUGUCUAUUUUCGUGAUGCCUUGUUUGAAGAGCAUUGCAUCCAAGCAAGUUGGUCCAAAUGAACAGGGAAAGGUUCAAGGAUGCAUAACAGGCAUAUGUUCUUUCGCGAGUGUAGUUUCCCCAUUAAUUUUCAGUCCUUUAACAGCUUUAUUUCUAUCAGAUCAUGCACCUUUCCAUUUCCCAGGAUUCGGACUAGCCUGUGCUGCAUUUGCUUUAAUGAUAGCCUUCAUUGAAAGCUUCAUGAUAAGUUCAGCUUGUCCUGUAAUCGAUUGCAGCCUAAGCAAUUCAGACUUCGAAGAGCCUUAAAUUCGACAUGGAGUACGUUUAUGUUGUCAAUAUCGUUGAGCUUGGCUCCCGUCUUACAGGAAAAAACUCGAAUUACUGCAGUCUCAAAGAAAAAUUGUUU